Molecule: messenger RNA, 3240 nt
Organism: Lepus europaeus (European hare)
Lineage: Eukaryota; Metazoa; Chordata; Mammalia; Lagomorpha; Leporidae
Product: disintegrin and metalloproteinase domain-containing protein 32-like
Exons: 25
Coding region: 1-3240 (1079 amino acids)
Biological process (GO): binding of sperm to zona pellucida; cell adhesion; proteolysis
Cellular component (GO): plasma membrane
Molecular function (GO): metalloendopeptidase activity
Source: RefSeq, a predicted model, not a curated record
AUGAAGUACAUACUGGAACCACUUGAACAUCAGUCUACUUUACCAAAAGUUUCCCUGUUAAUUCUCUUUGUUUCCCACGAACUUUUAAAAUUUUGGCAUAAUUUUAGACUGGUAGAUAAAUUGCAAACUUCUACAGAUAACUCACAGAGUGUUCACUCAGAUCAGAUGUCCUAUAUCAUUCCAAUAGAUGAGACACUGUAUACUGUUCACCUUAAGCAGAGAUAUUUUUUAGUGGAUACUUUUAUGGUUUAUUUGUAUAAUCAAGGAUCUGAGAGUUCUCAUUCUUCGCAUAUUCAGCCUCAGUGCUACUAUCAAGGGUAUGUUGAAGGAUAUCCAAAUUCGAUUGUCACGCUCAGCACAUGCUCUGGACUCAGAGGAAUACUGCAAUUUGAAAAUGUUUCCUAUGGAAUUGAGCCUCUGGAAUCUACUGUUCAAUUUCAGCAUAUUCUUUACAAAUUAGGGAAUGAAAACAAGGAAUUAUCAAGUUUUAACAAUGAUACCAUGAGCUUAGGAAAAUACUCAAAUGACUACAACAUUUAUGUAGGUGAAAAACCAGAACCGCCUGUUCCAGGUAUAUUUCCUCUUUACCUAGAAAUGUACAUUGUGGUGGACAAAGCUUUGUAUGAAUACCUUGGCUCUGAUAGCAUGAUAGUAACAAGUAAAUUCAUUGAGAUUAUUGGCCUUGUAAAUUCAAUGUUCACCCAAUUUAAAGUUACUAUUAUGCUGUCAUCAUUGGAGUUGUGGUCAGAUGAAAAUAAGAUUUCUACAGUUGGUGAGGCAGAUGAAUUAUUGCAAAUAUUUUUAAAGUGGAAACAGUCUUAUCUUAACUUAAGGCCUCAUGAUACUGCAUAUCUAUUCAUUUAUAGGGAUUAUCCAGAUUAUGUGGGUGCAGUGUUUUCUGGAAAGAUAUGUGCUCCUCGUUAUUCUGCAGGAGUGGCAGUGUAUCCCAAGGAGAUGACUUUGGAGGUGUUUUCAGUUGUUGUCACCCAGAUGCUGGCACUCAGUCUGGGGAUAUCAUAUGAUGAUCCAAAGAAAUGUCACUGCCCAGAAGCCAUCUGUAUAAUGAAUCCACAAGCCAUGACAUCCAGUGGUGCAAAGACUUUUAGCAAUUGCAGUUUGAGUGACUUUGAAAGUUUCAUUUCAAAUCAGGAUGCCAGCUGUCUUCAGAAUAAACCACAAAUGCAAAGACAGGAGGGAGCAGUGUGUGGAAAUGGCAUAGUAGAGACUGGUGAAGACUGUGAUUGUGGUACAGAGGAACAAUGUGGGCCUGAAAAUUGUUGUGAUCAUCAAACUUGUAGGCUGAAGGCAGGACUAGAUUGCUUUGAAGGACCCUGUUGCCAAAAUUGCCGUGUGCUUCCUCCUGGUCUCCCAUGCAGGAGACUUAAAUAUCCUGAUUGUGAUUUCACUGAUCAUUGUACUGGAAGAUCGGCAGAUUGUCCUGAUGACAAGGUCAUACACGACGGUGAACUAUGCAAAGACGGCACAUCUAUAUGUUUUAAUGGAUACUGCCCAGAUAUUAAUGAACGUUGUCGUUCCUUGUUUGGCCCAAAUUCACAAAAUGCUCCAUUUGAAUGCUAUGAAGAAAUACAAUCUCAAAUGGAUAGAUAUGGGAACUGCGGUAAACAUGAAGGCAAAUAUAGGACCUGUGCACGGAGAGAUCUCGCAUGUGGACGAUUAGUUUGUACCUUUCCAACUACAAUUCCUUACAACAGAAGAGGCCCCGGUAUAACUUAUGCUCUUGUAAAAAAUAAACUAUGUGUGACUUUAGACUACAAAUUUAACGAGUCAGAAGCAGAUCCAAUGGAUAUCCAAAACGGCUCUGCCUGUGAAACAGAGAAGAUUUGUGUAAAUAAAAGGUGUGUGGAAGUAAAAGGACUUAAAGCUAUGGCAAAAAAUUGUAGUGAUACAUUGUGCCAUGGAAAUGGAAGGUGCACAAGCUUGGGGACAUGCCAUUGUAAAUCAGGCUUCUCUGGAAAAAAUUGCAAUCAGAGUUCACGAGGAUCAUUGCCUUGGAAAAUUGAUUUAAAGAAAGGCAAACCUUCUAGGAAGGCUGAAAAACAUUGGUUUCUAGGUUUGUAUAUUGGUCUGCCUAUUCUCUUCAUAGCCACUGCAAUAAUCACAGCAUGGGAUAGGUUGAAAAAACGUUCUGUCAAGGAAGAGGAAUCAAUAACUUGCGUGGAGGUGGUGGAAAUUACUCUGAAAUGUAGUGAUCCUCAUUCCUUGGUGGAGGGUGCUGUGAAGUGGCCCCCACAAUUGAUGGAUGUAUGCAUGGCAGUGAAUACCCAGAGUUGUGUCCUGGAUGGAGCCAAGGAGCUCUGGUUUCCAGUACUAACUAAGCAGCCAAGUAAUGUCAACACUUCCUAUCAAGAUUAUGAAUGGAUGAAUGGAUGGUGGAUGGGGCACUCUCAUCUCAUUUCCGAGUCCCUAGGUUCAGGUGUUGGCUUUGUAGCUCAGGAGAACGCCUUGGUUCUCUGGGCCAUCACACUGGAGGGGCAGGUGUGUGGGGGCCGAGCCCGGGGCUGGGGCGGCGCGCAGCCGGCAGCCUCCGGGCGCCGCGGGAAUCCCGCUCCAGGGUCUCGCGAGAACACCGCCCGCAGAUGGAUAACGGCGCUCGACGGCUUCCCGCCCAACGGCCGCGCCGUCAGUUCCCGCUCGGCGCCCAGUACCAACGCCAUGUUGCGCCUGCUGCUGCUGCUGGCCUGGCUCCGUGGCUGCCCAGCGCCGAGGCCCGGUAAGCCCGGGGCCCCGCCGUCCCUCGGGGCGGGGCGGCCUCUCUCCUGCGCUCCCGGAGCGGGCUCGGCUGCCUGCGACGGCCGCGGCCUGGCGCCUCGCUCCCUGUUUGCCCGGUGCCCCUUGGAGGGCGCCGCGUCGGGAUGCAGAGCCACCCGUGAGGGGGACGUUACUUUCACAAGCCCGGGGACAGACCUGUGCGCUGAGAAUCUGCGUUCUGUCAGCCCUUGCGGAUGCGGCCUGCGCGUCACAAAACGCACCCUGUGCCGGGAAAACAGCUCAGGAACUCCGGGACCCCGGGACCCGACGACCCCGACCGUGUCCAGCUGUCGCUUGUCCCAGAGUCACUGUCCCGCGUGGGCCCGGGUGUCCUGGGUGCUGCGGCCGUUCAUGUGUCGGAGCAGGAAGGCUGAGAGCAACACUUCAGUCUGCUUUGGUUCUACAUAUGAUUUUGUGGUGAGUGUUCGCCUCGGCAGCACAUAUACUAAAACUGGAAUGAUUUGGUGGUGA